This is a messenger RNA of Neoarius graeffei (lesser salmon catfish), 3185 nucleotides long. It is a transcript of the gene retreg2, whose product is annotated as reticulophagy regulator family member 2. NCBI's taxonomy places the organism in Eukaryota, Metazoa, Chordata, Actinopteri, Siluriformes, Ariidae. Bases 123 to 1697 code for a protein of 524 amino acids. The transcript is spliced from 9 exons. The record is from RefSeq and is a predicted model, not a curated record.
UUGCGCACCGGCCGCAGGUCAGAGUGCGGAGUGAGGACGCGCUGCUUCGGGACCGGUCCUGUUCUGCUGCGCCGCAGCGCUUCACAACACAAAGCGGAGCCGGACAGCCGGAACAACAAGGAAUGAAAAUGGCGAGCGGGGAGGAGGCCGCGCGCGCGCCUGUCCCGUCCUCCUCCUCCUCCUCGUGCAGCGCGGUGGGGCUCGAGGCGCUGUUCCCGGGCGCGUGCUCAGAGCGGAGCGGAAGCCCCGAGCUCCUCCGGAUGCGGCGCGCGCUGCAGCGCUGUCUCGCGCCCUACGAGCGCGCGCUGCUGUGCGCGCAGAGGCUGCUGGUGUGGGAGAGGCCCGUGCACAGCGCCGCCGCCGCGCUCGCGCUCAACACCGCCUUCUGGCUGCUGUCGUCUACUUCUUUGCGUCCUCUGUUUCUCAUCAGCGCGUCCCUGCUCGCCUUCACCCUGUUGGACAGAUGGAAGGACAAGCUGCCGCAGAUCGCUGCGCUCCACGCAGAGGCCCCGGGGAUAGAACGAGAGAGCAUGAGCGUCCGCCCGAGGCUGCUGAGCGUGGCCGAGCUGAGCCACCACCUCGCCGAGAGCUACUUGACCUGCAGCCUGUACAUCCAGGAGAUGCUUCAGUACAAACGCCAGAAUCACGGCAAGUUUUGUGUGAUGACGUGCUCAGGAUGCUUGCUGCUGGCCGUGGUUGGACACUACGUACCCGGGGUCAUGAUCUCCUACAUUAUUUUGUUGAGCGUCUUGCUCUGGCCUCUGGUUGUGUACCAUGAACUGAUCCAGAAGAUGUACACGGGACUGGAGCCCAUCCUGAUGAAGCUGGACUACAGCAUGAAGGGGGACACGCAGCACCGCAAACACGACAAGAGAAAGGUGAAGAAGGAGCAGGAGGAAGGAGAUGAGCCGAGGGCAGAGACGGAGAGUGAGAGCGAGGAGGAGCUGUCCUGCUUUGCCCCCACUGUGGAUGUGAAGACCACGGCGUUGGCGAUGGCCAUCACGGACUCUGAGCUCUCUGACGAGGAAGCGUCCAUCCUCGAGAGCGGAGGAUUCUCGGUGUCCAGAGCCACCACGCCACAACUCACAGACGUUUCAGAAGAUUUGGACCAGCAGAGCGUGCACAGUGAACCUGAGGAAAGCUUCUCCAAGGAUCUCCCGGAAUUCCCCUCGGUGGAGGAGUUUCCAUCCAUUGAGCCUGGAAUUUUUCACUUUCCCCUGAGCGCCCAAGAGGAGUCUCAAAGCCCGGCCAGUUUGUUCAUCCAGCACCUGGCCUCUCCACUGCACUUCGUCAACACGCAUUUCAACGGACAAGGACAAAGUCGCGGUGCACCGAGCGAGCCGGAGGCGUCCCCUCGCACCCUAGAGGCCCUCAGCGAGGAGAUCGUGAGCACGGCCAUCUCCACCGUGGUGCAGAACACCCUCUCGGCCCUGCUGAGCUCCUCUGAGGCGGCCGAGGCGCCCGACGUCGCGGAGUUCCUUCCUUCCGAAACGCCCCCGUGUCCUACAGAGUCUCCUCUCGAGGAAGCGGACAGAACCGGCGAGGACGCGACACUCGUUCCGCCAGAGGACGAGGACUUCGAGCUUCUGGACCAAAGCGAACUGGAGCACGUGGACGACGGCUUUGGGUUAGGGUUUGACGGACAGGUGACUCCAACCGACGCGCCGUCUAGCGACCAGCAACAACAGGAGUCCUAGCUUGUUCCGUUCCGUUGCAUAUCCACGUACCGAACUGCCCCGUUUAUUUAUAGUGUAGAUACGUCCCACACACUGAAGGCUCUCUGUAAUCACUCACCGUUUGUGUUUUAUCGCGCUGAGAUCGCACUGUGAUGGAUUUCAGCCUUUUGGAAUUUCUCAAGUGAGAAAGGAUGAACGCCGAGCUGAGCGACAGGAAGUUUUGGCACCUUCGUGUCCAGUCCGUGUAAAUAUAUGGACUGAUGGCAUUGCGUGUGAGGCUCGGAGCUCUGCUGAAGAGAAAAAAAAUAAAAAAUCUUGACAAAUAUCACUUGAGAGCUUGAAGGAAAAAUCAACCCUGGAGAACUUUUUUUUUUUUUAAUUCAGAUUUUUUUUUAAGUCUUGGACACGCCGAUCUAAUUUCCCACGAUGCCGUCGCUGAUAGCGAACAGCCAUUUUGAUUCUCCUCAGGCUUGAGGAGACGUCUCGAGUAUACGAGUAGGAAUUCCGUAUAAUUGACCCGACGAUUCCUAGUUGGCGGCUGUAAAUUCUGAAUUGGGAAUUUUAGUCUGAUGCAGCGGCGCUUUAACCUUUUAGCCACGGUCCCGCUCUCUAAUCUCGAAACUCUGUCCAAACAGACCGGCUUCCAAAGAUUCAACGUCACGCCGUCGACCGCGAGCCAGCAGAGCCGAGUCCCUGCCGUCGUUUAUCUGUUUUGCAUUCAGGGGAUUUGAAUCUUUACGUUCACUUCAGUGCCUCCGCUACUGAAAUUUCACUGGGAAAAGUGAAACGAAGUUUGGCUAAAAACGAAACCUUAUGCGAAGUCACUGGAUUCACAAGUUGCGAUAAUAUCAACUAAACACACGGCAAAUAUUUCAGUAUACACACGUUUCAGGGUGGAGUUUUCCUUUAAGAUGAAAUUCAAAGUCCAAUAUGAUAUCCUGCUCACUGAAAUGAACUUUUUUUUUUCUAAAUUUGAGGGGUUUUUUCUUUUGCAGACUUGCAUUAAACUUCAGUGAAAUUUUUUUUUUUUGCACGCCACUCCCAAAUAGCGAUGACGAAAUCGACGCGGAAAUAAUUUCACUAAGCAGGAUUUCUCAGCUGAACCCGUAGAUUGUUCUGUUCUUCAGUUAAUCCUGUUUUGAGAGGCUUUGCAUACCAACAUACCGUCAGUCAACCACAACUAAAAAUAUUCACGAAGAAGGGAGUAACCCCAGUGUGACGAUGUUUUACGAGCGUAUAGAUUCACUGAUCAGUAACUGAGAGACCUAAACACUCAGAUUAUACUAGUGUAACUUUAAUGACAUGUUUUAUCGUUUAGAGUUCUGUUGAUAUUAAUAUGUAUAUGUUGUGUAUACGUCUUUGUCGUCUGCUUGGGGUCGGGGACUUUUUAUUUAUCCACAUCUCUCUGUCAUGACGUAAUACUGUACAACUUGAUGUAUGCCUUGUUCAGUUUGCUUUCUUUAAGUUCCACAGGUGGUCGUGUUCUAUUAAAACUAGUUUGGCAUCUUG